AUGUUGGACCUCACAUUGAGAGCCGAAGAUAAUCGAGACCUUGUUACAGCAACAUCAUCGCUUCUGGAGAAAUGUCUACCGGAUCUUGUCCAAUUGCCAGCCGCCUACGAAGACUUUGGAUCUGACCUUUUCGAUCCAAUUGCGCCCUCAUCUCUGCUGCAAUUAUGCUUCGAAUAUGCAUCGAAUCGAGCGACGGCGUUGAUGACGAACAACGGCAGUAAUGGUCCUCUUCACGUACGACUUUACGAGGCCAGCUCUACUGUGCUUCGGACGACCGCAUCUCAUCCAGCAUCCGUUGCGCCUGACGCUACUCUAGAGGAUUGGUGUCGAGCUGUGGCCGGCGAUCGACUAGGUCUCGAUAUGCUUGGACUGCUGUUGAUCAUCGCUGCACAGAUUCAGCACAUUGCGAGCGCUACCUCUUCGUCUCCGUCUCGGUCAUCAAGCUUCGUCAAGUUAUAUGAAUGCGGGACCAUUUGUUUGCAGACUUGUCGAGAAAUUUCCCAAAUUGCAAGCGAUGUGCAAGUUUGGUUGGCCUAUCAUCAGCUCCUGCUUACCAUGCGACUGUACGGACAUUCUGGUAAUUAUUACUCUCACACAUCUUUGACAAUGCAUGUUCUGACGAAGAACGAUCUCGCAGCUCCGCAGGUCUGGCGGCUCCUGGGCGACCUCGGCACCGAUGUCACAUCCGCUGGUUUGUACAAAAACAGCACCAUGUGUUUAAAAUCUACUCCAGGAUUUCUCUCCGAAUGUCGUCGCAAUUCUUUUGCUGCAUGUUUCACAAUCGAUAAGAUCCUCGCUACAGUGUUCGAGCGCCCGCCUCGUCUAUCGUUUCGUUUUUGCGACAUCGAGCCAGACAUGAAACACGCACACAAUGGUCUAUCUAGCCAUCAACGAUCCCGAUGUUCGACACGCCAGUCUACAUCUAAGGCCACCACAUGCCAACACAACACGAAUCAGAGUGCUUUCACAUGGGUUUGGGCGAGCUACGGUGCUAGUCGGCUUCGAGAAGAGAUCCUUGAAGCACUUUUCGAAACCGAGACCACAGAUGAUGGCAACAUCAAGCUCAGUCAACUACUCCAAAGCUGUGAGCAACAUUGGCUCUCUCUCCCAGAGCACGUUCGAUACGACGCCGUCGACGAAAGCAAUACAGAGCGCGACACCCAAGAGAACCUCGUGUGCGCAGCGACAUAUCUAUUCCACCUGCAAAACCUUGUUUGUAUUCUACGCCAGCUGCAACAAGGCGAAGGAGGACAAAUUUUCCGCCGCCGUCUGCUAGAAACCUCAACCAAAAUCCUCGUCGUAUUGAAUAAGAUCGGCACAAACACCGCGCCCCACCUACGCCCGACAUGCGUGAAUCUUUUUUGCAUCUACGGACUGUCCAGCGCAGCUGCUCUGAUCAAGGCCCUGCGGCAAGCUUCGGCCGAAUCUCCGGUCGACCGAUCGCAAGUUGUCCGAAGUCUGACGAUUUUCUCAAUCAACCUGGAAGCGUGCUGCUCACCGCCCGAUGCCGUCUAUGGCCUGUGCACCGAGGCUUCACGUGCAAUUUCGAAGGCACUCGAUCGGUCUAUGUAAUGUUGCAAGAAUUGCGUUGGUGUUCGUUAAGUUUGUUGCUUGGUGACAAGGCGAUGAUGGAUGAACAGUGUCUUGGUGAAUGAAAUCGUAAUCGUCGUGGUUUCUUGGUCGAACUUUAUUCAGAAAAACAGUGACGUGAAUUCCUAUCAGUGCCAUCUCGCUGAAUAUAUCAACUCGCCUCUAUGACACAUUUUCUUCUAAG
Messenger RNA from Dissoconium aciculare CBS 342.82, 1774 nucleotides. RefSeq lists its product as uncharacterized. The transcript is spliced from 3 exons. NCBI's taxonomy places the organism in Eukaryota, Fungi, Ascomycota, Dothideomycetes, Mycosphaerellales, Dissoconiaceae. The coding region runs from base 1 to 1572 and encodes 523 amino acids. The record is from RefSeq and is a predicted model, not a curated record.